UUAAGUCACCAAAUGAGAGGAAUUAUGAGCUAUAUAUGGCCAAGAGGAUUCGAGCAAUUUCAGCUAAGGUUGGACAUGAUCCCGGUGAAAGGAUUACAGUUCCAUUCAGUCUUGAGGCUGCAAAUCGUAUCAAGAUCAAGCUGGGUUCUUCCAGUUAUCUUAAAAAGCAGAUCAUUUACAUGCUUCUUGAGCAGCAGAGGGGGUCUGAUCAAUUUGCCAAUAUGUGGAGCUAUCUAGUAAUGAUCCUAUCUUGGAACGAGAUGCAUAACAUCAAUUUCUGCUACGAAAUGUUCGUUAGGACAAGGUCUCCUGUGCUGACAGAUUAUAGGGUGGCUGCUGACGCUGGGCAUCUCUAUAAUGCUUUAUGCAAGAUAUCUAAAUUUGCUUAUCCUCAGUUCUUUAAAUAUCUUGCUCCUUUAGUGGACUUGCAUGUCCUGAAUAGGAGCCUAUUUCCUACUCUCUUUACUGCAGCUGCUAUGCUUAAGCUUGAUGAACAAGGGUACAAUUCAGUUCGGAACUUUCUAACUGCUGGUAAUCCUAAUGCCCAUGAGACUGCUCUAGCUUUAGUUGAGCUUCAUAAGAGUGCUAUGCGUGAAAACCAACGAAAUGUGGCGAAUAGGGUCCAAGUUGAACAGCUAUAUCUUGCUGGAGCCCGACCCAGAUGUCGUAAGAAUUAGCCGACUUAGAAGAUGGAUGGUGACGCCCGUAUUGCCUUGUUCACCCGGCGCUAGAAAAAAGUCUAACGCACAGCCAUUGGAGAUUGACGGAUGCGGAGCGUGGUGGUUUGUUAUGGUCCAUUGCAAGGUCCACAUCGAUAUUGCAAUAUGCUGAUGUGGGGUUUAUAUAGCCUGGGGCUCUCACACCUUAAUAACUAGCUUAUGGGGUGUAGUUCUCCCGGGAUUGUUUCAAAAACGAUCUUCUCGUCAUAACUCACAAAUGUGUUUGACGACUUUUCAUAUGUUGAAAACUGAGAUAUCGAAGCUUGCUGCUAUCACACUCAUUUGGAUAAUACCUAUUCUUAU
Molecule: messenger RNA, 1022 nt
Organism: Nicotiana tabacum (common tobacco)
Lineage: Eukaryota; Viridiplantae; Streptophyta; Magnoliopsida; Solanales; Solanaceae
Source: RefSeq, a predicted model, not a curated record